CGGUUAUAAAUUUCGAUGAUUGUAUUGAAUUGUGUUAAGUAAACGCUGGGGAAGAGUGAUCUGACAGUUCAGUCGAAGAUGGAGUUAUUGGUUUUGUCCAAUCCAAAUAUCUCAACCAUCAUAACUUGGGCAUUCGGCGUAGCAUCAGGAGCAAAUCACGAAAGCAUCUGUAAUAAUACAACAUCUUGCAUAUUAAAUUCAAAUGUAUGGACUGAGCCACGUGGAAUAUCUGGUCUCGUUUUAAUUGUCAUUGCUCUUAUACUUGCAUUUGCCGUAAUACUCAUCAAAGAAUUACACACCAAAUCUACGAGGAAUGCCAUCAUCAUGUUCAUAACCUUGAUUAUUAUGAUCAUAGGUGUUAUAUCAGUGACUUUAUGUUUCAAGUUGUAUGAACAGCUAAUUGCCACAAUUGUGCCAUUGCUAAUAAUGACUUUCAUGAUUGCAACGUGUCUAGAAACGAAAGGCUCUGCAGCAAAAUGGAGGAUACUAUUAUUUUUUAUUUGCUGCGUAUUGGUGAUAUUUGGGAUCUUCUUCAGCAUUUUGAGUAUAAACAGAAUGUGUCGUGAUUCUUAUAGUAUCGCAUUUCCAAUUUUGUCGGCCAUUUGUUGGUACGAGGCGAUGUUGAUCGUGAUUGCCUUAACAUUAUUUUAUUUAAUGAAAAAAAUCGAACAAGAGGACUACUCUGUAGUUUAUAUGACUUUUAUA
Molecule: messenger RNA, 705 nt
Organism: Schistosoma turkestanicum
Lineage: Eukaryota; Metazoa; Platyhelminthes; Trematoda; Strigeidida; Schistosomatidae
Source: the annotation of a GenBank genome assembly